AUGUGGAUGACCUGGGGCAGAGCUGUCAGACUCCUCCGCGGCCAGCGUCAGCUCUGGCGGUCCCUGUGCCUGGACAGAGGGGACACAUCUCCGGGUAAACCCCCCUGGAAAGUGCUGUUCUUUGGGUCGGACCAGUUUGCAGUAGAAUCACUCAAAGUGCUGUCGACCAGUAGAAAGUGUGACGACUCGGUGGUGCAGUGUCUGGAGGUGGUGACACUCCCGGGGGACGUCCCGGUGAAACGCUUCGCCCUGCAGGACUCUCUCCCGCUGCACCCCUGGCCACCGGACAUCAGUCCAGGGCAGUUUGAUGUGGGCGUGGUUGUGUCCUUUGGGUGUUUACUUCCACCAAAGAUCAUCAACAAGUUUCCAUUUGGGAUCCUGAACGUGCACCCCAGCCUGCUCCCCCGCUGGAGAGGCCCCGCCCCCAUCUUCCACACCGUCCUGCAGGGGGACCAGCUCACAGGGGUCACAGUUAUGCAGAUCCGCCCACACAGGUUUGACGUGGGCCCCAUCCUCAGCCAGGAGUCGUAUCAAAUCCAAACACAGGUCACAGCGGACGAGCUCGGAGAUAUUCUUGCUGUGAAAGGAGCACAGAUGCUUUUAGACACUCUCAAGAACCUGUGUGAAAAACUCCGCAACAAGAAGGAGCAGAGUACGACGGGUGCCACAUUUGCUCCAAAGAUCAGCACGUCCCUGAGCUGGCUGGUGUGGGAGGAGCAGACCACCCUCCAAAUCGACUGCCUCUCCCGCGCCAUCGGAUCUCGAAUCCCGCUGCGAACCCUGUGGAUGGGGAGGACACUUAAACUCCUAGAUUACGUGGGGAAAUGUCACAGUGUGGUCCCAGAUGGAAGUGCAACGUUAGUUCCUGGGUCUGUGUUUUAUCUGAGAGAAUCCAAUAUCCUCAGUGUUCGCUGUAAGGACGGCUGGGUUGGAUUCCGUUCGGUGCUGCUGAAGAAGCGUCUCACGGCUGCAGACUUUUAUAACGGUUACCUGCACCAGAACCUCAAGUCCUGCUCUGGUCCAUCUGCUCACGCUGUGUUCGUCAGUGGAAGAACUGGACAAGCAAACCACAACAAUCAUUUACACAAAGCAAAUCUCCCAACCACGUAA
This is a messenger RNA of Knipowitschia caucasica, 1110 nucleotides long. The record is from the annotation of a GenBank genome assembly. NCBI's taxonomy places the organism in Eukaryota, Metazoa, Chordata, Actinopteri, Gobiiformes, Gobiidae.